UUUAUUUUUUACCCCACUCAUUUUCUCCCAAUUCCACUCUUCUCACAUUUCUCUCCUAAUCUUAUCUAUCGUGCAUCUCCAUUCUUCCACAGUCCCCAUUUUCUAAGCUCUCAAUUCCUCCACAAUCUCUUUCCUUCUCCAAAAAUUUCCUCUCAACUUGUUCAUUUUCUUCUAUUUUAUGUAGUAAAGUUAUUAAAAUUUAACCUACUACGAAGUUGGGAGAUGUUCGAUCUCUUACAGAGUGUUCUAGAUCACGAUGGCGGCUUUCACGGUGGCUGUCACGGCGGCCUUCACCUACUUGUAGUCAACGAGAUCGAUGGAAUUGAGGUUCGAAGAGCUGGAGGUGGGAUAUCUCCAUGAUAUCACCGGAGAUGAUGUUGUCUAACAUUAGAACAUUUUUGUUUAGUUGAGUUUUUUCUCCUGCCCACAAUAUGUUUGAUAAAAUGUUGGAAUGAAAGUGUAGUUUGAUAGGAUAUGUUCAUGUUUUCCUCCUGCCCAUUUUAGUAUGAAUUUCAAUUUUCAAUUCAAACACUCAAUUACAUUUUCAGGCCUAUUAUGUAUUUGUUAUGAGGCAGAUGAAGUGUUGGUUGCAUUAAAUAUAGCUAUAAGUUGUAGGAGAUGAAAUAUGCAGUAUUUAUAAGAGAAGCCAUAUUUUUAGACACAAACAUGUACCUUUAGACACAAACAUGUACCGAGGUUUCUUUCUUCUUAGCACAUAAAAGGUUAUUUCUAUGCAUAAAUAUUGUCUAUGCAUGAUAACUAUUGUUUGUGUAUAUUUAAUAAUUG
Messenger RNA from Cuscuta epithymum, 786 nucleotides. The record is from the annotation of a GenBank genome assembly. NCBI's taxonomy places the organism in Eukaryota, Viridiplantae, Streptophyta, Magnoliopsida, Solanales, Convolvulaceae.